Dermatophagoides farinae (American house dust mite) is the source of this 1055-nucleotide messenger RNA. Its product is annotated as WD repeat-containing protein 55. Lineage: Eukaryota; Metazoa; Arthropoda; Arachnida; Sarcoptiformes; Pyroglyphidae. The record is from RefSeq and is a predicted model, not a curated record. Gene Ontology annotation, molecular function: protein binding; RNA binding. Gene Ontology annotation, cellular component: catalytic step 2 spliceosome.
AUAAAUAAAAGUUGAUUUAUUUAUCAUCAAUCACCAUUUGCAUAAUGACAACGAUUGAAACGAAAAAAUUAUUGGAAUAUCGAUUGAAUGGAACGGAUUUGAUUUAUGAUUGUCAAUUUCAUCCCGAUCAUCAUGAUUGGAUUGGAUUUUCCACCAUUGAAGGUGAUAUUAAAAUAAUAAAUUUCAAUAUCGAUGAUGAUGAUGGUGGUGGUGGUGGUGGUGAUGAUUCGAAAAAACCAACAAUCGUACAUGAAUGGCAGAAAUAUCAUCGUGGUAAUCCAAUCCGUAAGAUACGUUUUCAUCAAAAUCGAAUGUUUUCCAUAUCGAAAUCAAUCAAAAUCACUGAUGUUCAGACACAAAAAAUGAUUCGAAAAAUAUCUAAUGGAAAAAAGAAAAUCUAUUCAUUAUUGGUUGCCGAUGAUUAUCUUGUCUGCAUUGGUGAUGAUGAUGGUGAUUUUAAAUGCUGGGAUUAUCGUAUGGAACGUCCAAUACAUAUGUCAUUGAAUGAAUGUGAUAAUUAUAUAAGCGAUUUGGAUAUCGAUUCAAAUAAACAGCUUGUAUUUGCAACAUCUGGUGAAGGAACAUUAUCGGCAUUCAAUAUUCGUGCACGACGAUUAGAACCACCACAAUCGGAAUUGUUUGAUGCUGGUUUUCAAACUGUACGAUAUUUAGAGGAGAAGAAUAAAGUGAUUGUUGGAUGUGAAGAUGGUGUCAUCAAUAUAUUCAAUAAUAAUAAUGAAUGGGGUAAUAUUAGUGAUCGUUAUCCAAUACGACAGAAUAAUGCCGGACAUUCAAGCAUUGAUUGUAUGGAAAUUAUUGAUGAUGAACAAAAUAUGAUUGUAUUUGGUACAUCGGAUGGUACAAUAGAAAUAAUCAGUCUAUUUCCACAUCAACAUCAUGAAACAGUGGUCGAAAAUCAAACAAAACAAAUUGAAUGUAUCGAUGUUAAUCAAAUCACCAAUCGUAUUGUUGGUGUAAUGGAAAAUCAAAUUGAAUUAUUUCAAUAUGAUUUAAUUCGAUCAAAUAAUAAUGAUGAAGAAACAAAAUCAAAAAAA